This is a messenger RNA of Xyrichtys novacula (pearly razorfish), 11578 nucleotides long. The record is from the annotation of a GenBank genome assembly. NCBI's taxonomy places the organism in Eukaryota, Metazoa, Chordata, Actinopteri, Labriformes, Labridae.
AAACUGUCUCUCGUGGGCCACCGUAGCACUAUCGGCGCAUGUGUUAGAAAUUCAAAUGAUCAUACUGAAUCCGUUGUAACUCCAGUCUUUUACAGCGAAUAAAAGAUUAUGUCUGUCCAACCAUCAAAUCCCAACAAUCCGAUCGUGUUCUUCGACAUAACCAUCGGAGGGCAGGUGAGUAGAUUUGAGAGUUACAUCAAGACGGCCAUCACUUCCGAGGUUUCUUCAAAUGACGUAGGGGCAUUUGAAGAAAGUAAUUUUGUUAAUUUUGAAGUAAUUUUGAUUCACGCAAAGGUAAAUGAUUUGUAAACGAUAGUGUUGUCUCGUGCCAUUUCGUAUUACAGGGCUCUCGAGUUUUGAACUAAGCUUUAGAGUGAGAGGUUCCACAAACGUGGAGAUACUUAAUCCUAUGGUACAUCAGCAUUACACUGUCAUGAGUAUCAGAACUUUAAAAACAAUAUAUAAGAAAUGCUGCUUUUGUGGAGGGGAAAUGGCUGUGCAGAGGCUAAAUUCAUCAAUACAGCUGUUAAUAGCAAUAGCAUAAGCCUUUAGUUUAUCAUAUGAGUUUAUAUGCCAUGAGGUGUUGAGAUCUCUGCAUGUGUAGGUUACUGACUUACUGAAAUCUUCGGGUCUUUCUCGUCCUCAUGAAAACCUGCUCUAUUUCGGCGACUGUCUGUCUUCUUUUGUAGUCAAACCGCAAGAUAUCAAAAUCUACCCGGAUACAGCAAUGCUGCUUUUUCAUUGGCUGUUCAGUAGAUAUACUGUAUUUGAUUGGCUUACGCGUGGCACGCAGCUUCUGAACUCUUGGAGGAACUUUCGACCUGUUCCAUUGUUAAAGAGGUACAACUUGUGGACAUCACCAUGUCCAUUUAAAUGCGUGAGAAAUUCAAUGUGUGGCGUGUGAGCGUGUGAACGGGUGGGAAUGCGUGUGUCACACGCUGAAUGCGUGAGACUUGAGAGCCCUGGUAUUAUAAUCGACCUCUUGCAGUGUAAUCACGGUACAACGUUAAUCGAUGAAAUGGUUGUUGUUAGUCGGCAUUUCCCCCUGAGUACACAAAAAAUCGUCCACUUCUAUUGGGAACCGUUAGACAGAGUUUUACCUGGUUAUUCAUCCGAAGUUUUUUUUUUUUUUAACAAAAAACUGCAGCUCAAGAUAACUCAGACACUAGUAGCCGUUCUUGUGCAAACAGCUACUUGGGAUACAGUGGAUAUAAAAAAUCUACACACCCCUGUUCAACUGCCAGGUUUUCGUGAUGUAAGAAAAUGACAGCAAGAUAAAUAUUUUCACAACUUUUUCCACCUUCAAUGUGACCUAUAACCUGUACAAUGCAAUUGAAAAACAAACUGAAACCUUUAAGGGGAAAAAUAAAAAAUAGAAAAGUUAAAAUAACCUGGUUGCAUAAGUAUGCACACCCUUAAACUAAUACUUUGUUGCAGCACCUUUGGCCUUGAUUACAUCCAUUUUGUGCAAGCUACUAUAAUAGAAGGAAAAGGUGUAUAUAAGAGAUAAGAUAGUCCUUUAUUCAUCCCACGAUGGGGAAACUUGCUAAACCAUCUAUGUGAGAUCUCUGGUGUCUUGCAGUGACUAAGCUCUCAGAAUUAGUCAUUUUUAAAAUAUUUUUGUUAAUUUGCAGCACCUUAUAAUACACAAAACUGACGAAAGAAAAUAACUGUAUUCCUCUGCAGUCAGGAGAGUUACUGUGUGUACAUUAGAUUAACCAGAGGUACAUCAAGGAGUUUGAUGAAUACACCUUUCUGAAAACAUAGGUUUAAGGUUAUCAUUUCCACAACGUGAAUAUCUAUGUCAUUGGCUAUAUCUAUGUCAUUUAAAUUCUCAAUCCAUUUUUGUCUUAUAGAAUGUUCAGGCAGCAACCCAUGACUCUUCAUGGGUUUUUUUCACAAGCACAAAUCAAAGUCUCAGAAUUUUGUUUGAUUCUUGGACAAAACCUUGAAAUCUGCAUGGACAUGCACAGAUAGAAAUUAUUGUAGCACUGGAAAGUGCUUUCGUGCGAGCCCAGCUCUGACUUUUCCAAUUCACUGGUUGUUCACUCUGCAUUUUUUAUAGUUAUGGUUAUAAGUGAAAGACUGGAUCAAUGCAGAAAAACAACUCCUACCAUCAGGGGGCUUAGCUGCAUGGAUAAAAGACACAUUACCUGAGCAGUGGUCUUUGGUUACUUAUGUUAGGUUAUUUGUAAUCAUCAGUCAAAUAAACACAAAGUAGUUAUUGUCCCAAUUCUCACUAAAUUCAGUUACUGACAUUAUUUAUCAUUGUUUUAUGUCCAUAAUGGACCUUAUAAGGUAGCCUAUCCAGAGUACCAAGCAUCCAACCCAAUGCCACAAGUUAAAGAGUGAUCAAUUAUAGUAAAGGCCCAUGUUUUUAAUUGUUGAUCCUGGAUUUCAAAGACAGCAAUAUCUCUCAGUUUCUCCUCCUCCCCUGGUUACUCUACCAAAACUUGAACUCUUGGUUUGUGAAAGUCCUCUUCUUCGAUGUUCUUGUCUUCAGAGGGUGUAUGCAGAAACAGUGACCGGACCUUUUUUGUAGUGUUGCCUCAGUAUAGUUGUAAUGAGCACAGAUCUAGAUACUUUGGGAAACUGUUGGGUAGGAGACAUGAUGUGGAAUGAAUGUGGAAAAGAAAUGAUAAUGCAAUAAAUAAGAACAAUUUGUAGUGCAGCUAAAAAGGGCUCCUUCGUGUGCUGCUGUGGAGGUGAUACAGAUUUAUUGUUGAGUUUUUACAACUGCCAUAAACAGGGUUUCGCAAGUCUUAUCUUGGUUAAGUCUUUAUUUACACAUAUUAAACAUACUACAUUUAUACAUGAAGGGUGAGAGAGGUAAAUCCAUUAAAAUUUAGAACCCAAAGAACUGCCUACAGCUAUGUCAUGAUUCAACAGUUCUUUGAUAACUGAUAAAUUCCAAGACAAUGACACAUAAAGAAUACUGAUUUAUAUGAAAUACCCGGUAAAGUUAAAGGGCAAGGUUAGUGUUAUUCACACCUCUGGAAGGACACAUGUAGUAGCGUCACAGUGACUGAAACAGGAAGGAAAAUUGGUUUGGACUGCUGUAUUAAGUUUCAAAUUAAAAUCUUCAUUUUGUCAUACGUGAUACAGUAACUGCAUAGCAUAAGGAAGGAUGACAAUAUAUUGUUGUAUCAACAUUUUGUCCCACUUCUACUGUAAGUACAUAUUACACACAGAAAGGAUUGUUUUUUGUUUGUUGUGAUUGGUCAAACACAGCCAUGAGGUUUUGCUUCUGUUGUGUUCCAUGGCUCAAAUGCCAGAAGAUGUGCCAUGUGCAUAUAUUUUCAGGCAGACGACUGUACGGCCCUUGUGUUUUGCUCUUUACCCAAAACACCAAACCUACCAGUAAACUGUUGGCACACUCCAGCCAAAGAAUGUUGACAGUCAGGUAUGCAGGUACUGCGAAGCCAGCAAGCUGACACACCACAGACACUGCCAGAUAAGGCAUCCAAAACAAAGCAAAGCCCAGUGUCAAGCUGAACCACAGAGGGGGGCGUGGCCAGUCAGUCUCCUCAAGAUAAUUCAUCUCACUACUUUUUGUGUUGAUGUAGUUAGUUGGGGUGAACAACAAGUCACUCCUCUUCUUCUCUUGUUUUUCCCUUGCCGAAGAAAUCCUGUGAGCCUCCUUCACCCAGCAGGGGAUCAUUGAGCAAAAAGGCAGCAUUGUACAAAUGACUGCUGUGAAAAGUCCAUAAACAAAAUAAGUAAUCACUGAAGAGUCAUCCAGUCUACAAAAGACUACAUUUAUCCGUGUCGCAUUGCCUUGUUGCAUCAGUUCAGCUUUUACAGGAUCAACUUUGCAAGCAAUUGCUAGAAUUAACACCAGCAAUAUCAAGAUUGCAUUCUUUAGGAACUUGCAGAAAGAGCUUCGGUUACAAAGGGAGGCAUCUUCAAAACAGUAGUCCAGUAAGCCCAGGAACAUCAUGGGGAUUGGUAGUGCUCCAUAUAUUGCUGAUGCAUUAGCCAAGAUGAAGCACAGUGAUACAGGAGACUUUUCAGGUCCAAGAAACCACACAGUUGCCACAAAAAACACCACAAGCAAGUCAAUCAGUAGAAUAGACAGGCUGCACAUGUUUAAAAAGAAGGUGUAGAACUUCUGGCAGAAACAGUAAAAGACCAAUGUAUCCAGUCCCAACUUAGAAAUCACGAGUAACAGAUACUUCUCAGUGUUAUCUGUGUGAGAGCCAGUCCUUCCAUCCCAUUGUUCCAAGAUAGCCAUCAUUUAAACUGAGUGGCUUGUUUUUAACUGUACUGGCAAUUAAGUUAAUUUACUUGAAUGCACCAGUUCUCAGCUCAGCAUCAAGAUGCACCAGAGGAUGCUGGAAAAAAACAGAAAAGUGUUGGUUAGUAACUUUGGCACUGUUGAUCAAUGGAAUGUCACAACAUAGUUGACUUUAAAUUCUGUAGUCAUAGGGUAGGGUCUAAAUAUAAAUCAGUAGUACCCUCUCUGUCAACACUUUGCAAUGAUAAUGGAAGGUAAAACUGGUCUGCAAUCAACACCAGGCAACAUUUAACCAGCGAAACAGCAGAAAAAAAUAUACCACACAGUGAAGUCUGUACCUGUCCUAGUCCACAGAAUUUCUGGAGAGAUCCAGAUGCUUGCCCCUGUAGUAUGAGCAAAGGCUGUGCACACUUCCAUCGAGACUGGUCAUUAACUGUUAUCAGGUGAUGCAGUUAUUCUUUAAGCAGGUCUUUCUGGUUCCACCCUUUCAUUGUGAAUGCAAACAACCAAUGGGACACGCCUUCUGUAUCUAUGCGGAAGCCUGCCUGUUUUGCCUCAAAAGCCCCAAGAGGUGACUUCUACUUGUCUCAGUUUGCAUGUCCUUUUACAUGUAACCAGUAUGGAAAUGGAGCUUCUUCCAACAAUACUUUUUCAUUGAACCCACACCCUGCUGUGACUGGUUUUGUUCACCUGUGUGCUUUUACAAUUAUUCUAAACCAUAAGAAAAGGCUUCAAGUGUUAGAUACUGAAGAUUCAUGACUGUCCUAGAAAUACUUGCCUUGUAAACCCAAUCAGAAAGCCACUUGUUUAGAAUACUUACAAUACAAUUAUAGUACUUUAAAAAGUUGGUGGAGUCAUUAUCCACAACCAGCUAGCUGCCUUACAAAAAGCUCUGAAGAUUUUGUACCCAAUCCACAUGCUGCUGGUCAAGAUGACUUUAUCUGAUCAGUAACAAGACUUCAGACGGUGACAAUUUGAAUAUUCACGGCCAUGCACUGUAAGACACAAGUAACUAAAGGCAAGUUCCAAUGGGUGUGACUGUUCUGUUGCUCACUUGUGCUGGUAUAGAGUCCCAUGCACUUAACAACUUUUCUACUGUCCUUACAAUGGGGUAAUCUGAGGAUACCUCCCUAAUUUUAGCAUUCGUAAUUCAGCUUUGCAACAAAACUGAUUUAACACAUUAUGAAUAAAACCAAUGUAGACUCUCCACCUUGAUAGGUGGACAUUUAUGAAUCCGAAAAGCUCUUACCUUUCCUUAUACUCCACACAGAGAAACACUCCAGCUGACUGAAUGUUCUGCAGUUGGUGUAAGCUCCAUCUAAACACUUUUGUUUUUCAUUUAACUCACUGGAAACUAUAAACCUACAUCUAGAGCAUAGAUGGGAGAUCAACUGACAGUUUUCACUGUGAGCCAAGUGGAUUGAAGGGAGAACUGUGCUGUGACGUCGUGUACAAACUACUCUUUUUACACAAGCACAUUGUUUGUUUUCAUGGACACACACACAAAAAACACACACUUUGUUGUAACAGUGAGCCACUUGCAUGUCUCUCUGGGCUGUUGGAGGCCUGGUGAUCCAACACCCACACACGCAUGAUUUGUAGAAGAUUUAAUGUCUAGUAAUGUGCUGUAUCUAGACUGAAGUGCUCUCUGUUUUACUGUUUUUCACUAAUGUAUGCUUUGAGCACUAAAAAAUGCAACAGAAGGGCUUGCAUUGUUGAGAAUACACUGUUGCGUCCAUGUUUUCAGGGACAUUGAUGAAAAAUGGAAAGAUGUAACAUGAUGGAGUUUAUACAUUAUUGUGUCUGAAGCAAAAGACAUUAAGAAAUUCAUGAUAAGUUCUUUUGUGAAGCAUGUCUUUGAGCUGGAGGAGGUGUAACUGGUUUUUCCAGAUAAGGUUUGUGUCAAGGAUAGCGUGUUACUUUUUAUUCUGUAAAGUUUUGCCUAAGGCUGACCUGUUUUCCUCAUCUUUUCAGCAGUCACAUUCCUGUCUUAAAAGCUACCACUUAGUUUUGUAUAUUAGACUAGUGACACAAAGUUCCCUCCUCUGUUUUGUCAGGAUGUUGGGCGGAUGAAAAUUGAAUUGUUUGCUGAUGUGGUUCCAAAGUCAGCUGAGAAUUUCAGGUAAGGAGAAAUGCUGCUGAGAUCUCUCUGUCACGUGGUGAAUUAUUAUUGUUUUUAAUUAAAUAAAAGAGGCAGAAAUUAUACUGUCACUGAGCUCUUAAAGUUGUUACUAAAAAUCCGAUCCUCUCUUAUAGGCAGUUCUGUACCGGAGAGUUCAGGUGAGUCACUGAAGGGCAGUAAUCUUUAAUAGAAAGUAAACACUAUUCCAUCCAUCUCAGUACAACCGUUCCUUAACAUAAAUUUGAUUUGUUAUGAUUGGCAGUAGCCUUAUUACUUAAAUAUUUACAUGACAAACAUAUUUCUGUUUCAACUGUGAAGGAGGUUUGGAGAAACCUUACAAACAAAGGGGAUAACAGAACUUGAUUCAGGCCAAAAGAUGGUAUUUACAAUGUGCAGGUGCUCAAGAAAAAAAACGCACAGGUUAAGUGUUAUAUAUGAUUGAGUAAUAUUGUGGCUGGAGUGAAAAAGCACAAACAAACCAUAAGCAGAGAACAACAGUUGUGAAAUCAGCUGUGAUUAGGUUUUGCUUUUCUAAAUUUGCUUAUUUGAAGAAAGCUGAAGGAGACUUUAUCCUCCUCAAAUAAGUGUUUUUAGAGAUGUUAAAACAGUGUCAACUCUGCAACGAUAAAAAAAGACCAGAUAACUGGAUCAUGAGCUUUUUGUGCUACCAACACUUUUUUCACAGUGGUUCUAUUUGCAAAGAUGAUGGUCUCUCCAGUCAAAUUGAAGAACACACCUGAAGCUACAAUACAACAGCAUCAUUUCAAAAGUUUUUUAACAAAUACCAGCUGAAGACGAAUAUUCAUCUGCCUUGUAUUUUGUAUUUAUACAGUUCAGUUCAUUACUGUAUUAUUUUUCAUCAAUAUCAGUUUCAUGUUCUGUGUAAAACUUGUUUCACAGAAAAGAUGGAGUCCCGAUUGGUUACAAAGGUUGCACAUUCCACAGGUACAAACCAGAACAGUUUAUUUUGUGUUUUUGAUACUCUUCUUGAAUGUCUGAUGGAUUUAAAUGACUCUUGAUUGUUAAUUUUUUUAAUCAAAUUUUCAUUUCUGUGGGAACUACUGUCCUCGUUGCUUACUUCAUAACCUAACUGUGCUUUGGAGAUGGCCUCUCUGGGAUUAAGGCCGUUUAUUACUGAUAGUUAAUGUUUGUAUCCCAAUGCUAUAGGAGUCUCAUAAAUCAUGAUUCUGAACAGAAACUUUUUACUCACAAGGAAAUUUAUACUGUUUUGAUUGAAUAUAUAACCCAUGUAGAUUACUGUGUAUUGUUAUCACUAAUGAAAAGAAAAGGUUACACUUUUAAAAAUAGAUUAUUCCAGCAUGAUAAAGUUUUCUUUUUUCUAAUCAAAGAAAAUUUACAACACUGACAUGUUUGUACUUUUCAUUGCCAGGGUGAUCAAAGACUUCAUGAUACAAGGAGGGGACUUUGUUAAUGUGCGUAUAUACCUGUGUCUUUGCCUCAGUCAAAAAUGGCCUUUUGUGAACAGAGUCAACAGCACAAUAGUGUUUGCUUUGAUUGCUUAACCUCAGCUGAGUGGAUCACAAAGAUGAAAAUGAUGAUUUGAGUGAAUUAUAAACAACAAAACGUCUCUGACAGGAUUACUACAGGGAUUGGUGACAAUCUAAAUAAAUUAAUCAUUGGAUGAGUGCGUAAGUAAGUAAAUACACAAAGUGGUGUAUUAAAGCUUGGGACCUCAAAUUUAAUGACUAUGUAGUAGGUUUCCUCUGCUGCACAAAUAUUCAAAAUGUUGCAGUGAGGGAAUUUAAAAUUUCUAUCAAGCUCUUGAGAAAAUCACACACCAUUUCCUGUUAAUCAAUUAAAGUAAUCAAUGGGCUCUAUGCACAGCUCCACUACUUCCUGAACUAAAUUAACUCCUUUAUUUCCUGUCUUACAUUAUUGGACAAACUGAUUAAUCCAGGUGCGACUGAUCAUUGUGACUGCUCAGACACACCUGGAUUAAUCAGUUUGUCUAAUUAUGUAAGACAGGAAAUAAAGGAGCUGCCUUAAGCUCAGGAAGUAGUGGAUAGGGGCAUAGAGCCCAUUACUUUUUCAAUGAGACAAGCUGUAAAGACCCUCCCCUCUCUCUUUCGCCUCCUAGUGGAGAAGAUUUGCACGUACAUGUUUUGAGCCCCUCACAGUCUGUUUCCCUAUUUUGUUUAGGGUGAUGGAACUGGUAUCUGCAGCAUCUACAGAGGCCCAUUUGCAGAUGAAAACUUCAAAGUAAAGCAUUCUACACCUGGUCUUUUGGCCAUGGUAAGUAUGCUCAGAUGAUCAAAUGUUAGGGUCACUGUUUAAUCAGGACAUUGUCUGUUUCCUGUAGAUUCAGCCAAAUCAAGAUGUUUGUUUUUCCUGCAAUCAGUGAGCACGUUCUGUAAUAUCAUCUUUCAACCACUGAGAUUGAAUUAAUCAUUUCAAAUGGAUUUAGCCUCGGCCUGAGUACACAGUGGGAUUUGUUUGAUUAGGUCAAGUGAAAUAACCCAAACCAUCACUGAACAUUUUCCUAUUUUAAGGCUGCAUUUUUCUCAGUUAGAUUUUUCUCUUGUAGGCAAACAGUGGUCCAGGGACAAAUGGUUGUCAGUUUUUCAUUACCUGUGUUAAAUGUGACUGGCUAGAUGGGAAGCAUGUUGUUUUCGGUAAGUAAGACAACUAUGAAGUGUGUAUUUACAACUAUUUCAGCUUUUGAUUUUUGUUUUUCUAUUAUGAGUUUAACUAUUGUCUUUCCAAAUAUUUCAGGAAAAGUGGUUGAUGGUUUGCUGAUCAUGAGAAAAAUUGAGGUAAAAUCUCCAAUUACUUCCUUCAUAUGUUCAUUUAUUAUUCCUAUACUGUAUUGAUUCCAUGGGGCAUCUUAUGCUAGACUACUGCUCCUGGAUCGCUGAAGAUAAUUUGGGCUAAUUGACUUGAAUUCUUAUUAAAAAAUAAUAAGACCACUUUAAAGUGUGAAAACAGAAGUUUAUUCAAAUUAUAGUAAAAAAAAAAAAAAAAAAUAGCCCGGUAAAAAGACUGUUUACAACUUGUUGAUUUAGAGCCGUGGUUGUAAACUAAAUAGGUAUUUAAAUAAGAUUUAUUAGAUAAUUAUUAAUUUACUUAGUUAAUCCCGUGAUUAGAAAUUUGGGUGUGAGAUAAGCAGACUGAUAGUUCUUAAGCACUAGAAUAAAUUGAUGAUAGACACUGACAAGAAAUUAGACUAAGACUUUUUGUAUGACUCCACUAACACAAUAAAGACUUUAGGCCCACAUAGCUUUUUAAUCUUUUUAAGCUUUUUUACCUACAUUUAUUCUGUUUCUCUCUACAGAAUGUCCCCACAGGACCCAACAAUAAGCCUAAACUCCCCAUCGUCAUUGCCCAGUGUGGAGAGAUGUGAUUCAGCUUACUCUCAUCAAAACUAGAACCAGACAAGCUCUUUUUACAUGAAGUAGUUUCAUUGUUAUUUGUGAAUUUGUAGCAACUUAAACAUUCUUUUUAGGUGCUUCUGUAGAGUGUUAUAAGUUCAGCAGUUAUCAAGGCGAUUUUCUGAGAACAGUAUAUCUGGUUCUCAGAGGGCAAGCUGCUCCAUCAAAACUGAAAGCAAGACUGUUGUCCUUAUAUUUCAGCUGGGUUUUGGUAAUGAUAGGAUGAAACAUCUACACACUCAGUUAAAAUACAUCCAUCUAAACCACAUGUUUGACACAAUAAAUAAUAUAUUUCAGUGUUAAAGGGGACAGUUUUUGUAUAAUUCAAACUGUGUUUUCAUCUACUAACAAUAAAAUGUACAAAAUUUUUCUAAAUUUUGGAGGGUUUUGUGUUUUUUUUUUUAAUCAUUAACUUGAUGACAACAAGCCACAGGAAAUUCAAAAAACCUUCUCUGAAUAAUUUUGUGAAAUUGUCCUGUCAUUAGUGAAAGUAAUUGUGUUCUCUAAACUCAAAUUAUAUUUAAACUUACUAUCUGUAAUGAGUUGUGGCAUAUUCUUAAAUCAAGGUCUUUAGAUUUGUGUUUUUAUUCCAGUAUUAAAAUAGUUACAAUAAUUUUGUUGUAAUGUCAGAAUUUUGUAAUCCCCUUUUAAAAUGUAUCCCUGAUAUUGGAAAAUUGAUAAGAAGUACUUUUGCCAUGGCUGUGAUGUAAAAAUGUAACAGGAAAAAAAAGAGGACCUGAAGCCAACCACUAUGAAAGCAGCCAGGGAAACGUUCUACAGAAAAGUCUAUGAGAGUCCUCCAAGGACCACAACUCUGUGCCAAGCAAUCCUCUGCUGAACUUAUGGCUACCUCUUCUUAUCCCAGUCAUCCAUACAAAUCCAAGCCACCAGACCCCUUCCCCCAUCCAUGCUCGCCCUCUUCUGCCUUGGAUACCGCUCUCAUAAAAGAAUCCUUUCAGAUGGAGACUCAGUUCGUAUGGAGGCAGGAAGAAGGUUUUUCUUUUUGGUGGGGGGGAUCCUCGUAGGGAGGCUUUCUGGGGGUCAAUGCUAAAGCCUAUCUUUGUGUGGGAGAACGGACUCGGCCAUUAACAGCGAGGUCUCACACAUCAGCCUGUGCUCAUAAACGGUGCCAGUGGAGCAUUACCAUGACAAUGGGUGGGGAGGGGGCGGUCUUACACUCAGUCUAGGUCUCUCUGCUCUGUACCGCUAGAAGUGGGUGUCUGGACACACUCAGGAUAAUGACCACAUUCAAUCAAUGUUUGUGCAGGAUCGGGCGAAAAUGAUACGACAAUAUCUUUCGGAGCCUUUUAUUUAAGCGGUGACAUUUGUUUAAGUACUUCAAAACAUAUUUAUCUUUUAAACAGUGUAUCGGUUUAAACAUAUAGAUGCUUGAAUAUUAGUACACAAUCUUGAAGAGCCCCAGUAAGUCGUGUUUAAGAGGACACAAGCACACAAAUUGCGAGGCUUUUACAUUUUGUACGUGUACAUAGGUACAUCGUUGGUAAAAUGUGUCCUGAGAUGACCUCUUGAAAACGGUCAGAAGAGGACAGUCUUCUUUCUUGUGAUAUAUUGUCGAUAUUAGAUAUUUUUUUAUUUGCGUCUUGUUUUUAGAUUUCAAACACAGGAUCUUGUUAUUGUUUACAUGUUACAAUCGUCUUUAACCUAGACUGACUGACUGUAUUUUUGCUGUUGAGAACUUUAUGUUCUCACAGCGCACUGCAACACGUUCUCAGUCCGAAUCUUCCGACGUAUCAGGUUUGACUGAGAGGCAACGGCUGCAAAUUUGAAUGUACAAUGCUGUUAAAAAAUAAAGUGAAGAUGGAAACAAUA